Messenger RNA from Colletotrichum abscissum, 385 nucleotides. RefSeq lists its product as uncharacterized. The record is from RefSeq and is a predicted model, not a curated record. Lineage: Eukaryota; Fungi; Ascomycota; Sordariomycetes; Glomerellales; Glomerellaceae. The transcript is spliced from 2 exons. The annotation marks the transcript as partial.
AUGACCAAGAUCAGCCUCAUACACUUGUUGCUGAACGGGGCACUUUUAGCCAUGCCCUACAACUGGGGCAGCAUUGCUUUUGCAGAGAUCCAGGGGAUACAGCCCACCAGCACCAUACGAAUCGGCCUUCAUCGCGCCUGCAUCGCGCUCAAAGAACACGAAGAAUGCCUGAAUAUGAAUGGCUUGAAAAGUAGUGCAGGCAUCUCCAUAGUGGAUGACGCGAACGAGAGUUCGCUACGGGUCACGCGAUACUUCGAUGUGGUCACAUUGAUUAAAGUUGAUAGCGUAGCAACCCUCUUGCUUGCAGCCUGUGGCUGGAUCGUGAUGCGGUUCCGUCUUCGUAGAGCGAUGGGAUGGUGGAGCCUGGCGACGAUGGUACUUUGUU